UUCUUUAUUUCUCUAAAAACCUUAACUUUCUGCAAAUGCUGCUUCGAGUGGUUUUUCUCACAUUUGUCAUUCUCUGGGCAGGCGCGGAAAUCCAGUUGGGCUGCAAAAGCACUCCAUUCCGAAAAGGUGUCAAUCCAUGCCCUCCACACUUCACAGAAUUACCCGGAGGGCUUUGUUGCUCCGAUGACGACGUCUAUAUCAUAUCGGACAAUGACACCACACUUUCCCCAACAACAACCACAACCGCUGCUCCAUGCCAAGACAGAUUGAACCCUGCGACAGGAGUCAGCGAUUGCCCAAUGCGACGCAAUUUGUGCACGGAUCCAAAUUACAGAAAGAUGAUGCACGAACAAUGCCCAAAGACUUGCGGAUUCUGCACUACUGGGUCGACUACCAAGGCACCAGCGUGCUCUGACAAAGUGGAUCCGAGAACUGGAGUUAGUGAUUGCCCACAAAAGAAGUAUCUGUGCACAGAUCCUACGUACAAGGGAUUGAUGAAGGACAAGUGUCCAAAGACAUGUGGAUAUUGUUAACCUCGCAUUUUAUUCUAAAUACUUAUUUAUUAUUAUUAUGUAAUGAUGCCUUGAACGUCUUUCAACUUUAUCAUAAAUAUAUUU
Messenger RNA from Caenorhabditis elegans, 617 nucleotides. It is a transcript of the gene F48G7.8, whose product is annotated as ShKT domain-containing protein. The coding region runs from base 36 to 533 and encodes 165 amino acids. The transcript is spliced from 2 exons. The record is from RefSeq and is marked reviewed. Lineage: Eukaryota; Metazoa; Nematoda; Chromadorea; Rhabditida; Rhabditidae.